AUGUUCCCGAACCUUACGUUACUACAGAUCGCACUUGUCGCUCUCACCACCGUGUCCUGCGAAGUCGCCAGGGACAGACGAGGAAGGCGGAAGAACGACGAACCUGACAAAGCUUUAUGGAAGAAAGUUUAUGAGGACGAACUGAAUGACGCCAUGCUGUCAACCAGGAAGCGGGAGAACCACACGCGGGCGGUGCAAAGCUCCGCGCAGAAUGACAACGAAGCUGUCUUGGAAAAGCUCAUGGAAAGCAUCACUUCCAGUGAAAAAUAUCUCAAAAAAGUUGAUAGCAUAGAAUUUCGGCUCAACAGGCUGGACAUUGAAGUUCACGAGAAGACAAAUGCAAUUCUGAAGGUUCUCACCGAGAUUUCGAAAGCUCUUCGUAGUGAAACAGCUUGUGCUCAGAAGAUGGAGACCAGUCUGAUGUCACUGAAGUCUGACGUGAAUUCCAUCAAGUUCUAUGUGGAGAAGGUUCCUAUGCAGCGAACUGGUGUGUCAAGUCCAUUAGCAGAGAGUGCAGAGUACCGCAUGGACCCCAACCUGGACUCGCGACUCACGAUCAUGGAGAAUCAUCUGAAGACCAUCCAGGGUGGAGUGGACUCCAUAGUGACCACUAUAUCAGAGGUCAAGAACAGACAGUACGCGAGAACGUUCCCCACUAAGCUAGACAGCGCAGCAGACGGCAUGUCCCUGAUCACAGAGUUUAGGAAGACUCUUCGAGAACAGAAAGGGAAGAAAUGCGAGUGCAGUGUUAACAGGAGUGGCAGGGUGGACCGGUCAGAGCGUUACCCCACAGACUGCCACGAGAUCCAGGUGCAGGGCUUCAACGUGUCAGGCAUCUACAAGAUACGACCCGACGACAUGGAACCGUUCUACGUGCUCUGCGACUUAACCACUGCGGGAGGAGGCUGGACGGUGUUCCAAAACCGUUUCGACGGUUCCCAAGACUUCUACAAGGGCUGGUCAGAUUACGAGUACGGUUUUGGUAAUCUCGCUGGAGAAUUCUGGCUUGGGUUGGAAAAGCUGAACUACUUGACUAAUCAGAAGCUGUACGAGUUGAGGAUAGAGAUGGAAACACAGCACGACCAGGACGCGUAUGCUGGGUACUCCGUGUUCACUGUGGGUCCUGAACAUGAGGGUUACAGGAUCAGCACGUUGGGCACUUUCUAUGGAACUGCAGGCGACUCGCUAUCGUAUCACGCUGGUCAAAAGUUCUCCACUUACGACGUUGACAAUGAUGAAUGGAAAGACGGUGCCUGUGCAACUGAACACGGCGGAGCUUGGUGGUACAAAGAAUGUGAUAAAAGUAAUCUAAACGGAAAAUAUUCAAUGUCGACUGAUGAAAACCGAGGACAAUCUAUAUAUUGGAUAUCGUUCAAGGGUCCUAAUUUCCCGCUGACGAAGACCAAAAUGAUGAUCAGACCGCUGCCGGCUAGCAAACCUAUAGAUUACAUGGACCCCGGCAGGAAAAUUGUAGAAAGUCCGGAAUUGAGACCCCUUCCUGAGAAACUGAGAAAGGUACCCAAAAAGGGGGGUUUGCGCACACUGAGUGAGAAGGGCAGGUACGACCUGGUCCCCAACAGCAGUCAGUACAGGUAUGACGACACCGCGGAGGCCUACUUCCCCAACUACACGUGAGCGGCGCUGACACUGAAGACCUCCCGGACCCUCGGACCUCUGCCGACCCAGCGCGUGACAUUCAUGAGGACUUCGUUGAUUAGUUAUUAAAUUGCCCAUCGUAUGAAAUUAACUCCGCUUCGUAUAUACCAAAACAUAUACUUAGCAGAGUUUAGAUGAACACGAUUUUUCCCAAAUAGGAAUAGGCAUUCCCAAAUAAAAUAAAAAUGAAAAAAGGCAUCGUCUAGACACUGUUGUCGGCGCUAAAAAUAGUCUUCAUCUAAACUCAGCAUAGCAUCGCCUACCGGACUUUCGAUCAAAUUAAAUUUUAGUUGGUCAGGCGUUGGAAAGUAGCGCCCUACAAAAUGCUAAGUUAAGCAAGAAAAAUAGCCAAUUUAAGCCUUUUGAAAUGCAAAUGAAUGCUUAUUUAAGUACCUACUGGUGUUUAUGAUUUUUUAUCUAUAGUUCAGUUGGGAUCUUGUAUCAAGCGGUAUGAUAGGUGUGAAUUGAACUGUGAUCGAGAUUACUUUAUCUUUAUAUUUGUUAUCAUUAUCACCCACGUUCCAUUAUCUAUACCUAUUUAAGUUCGAACCUACUAAGGUUAUCAAUAGGCUUAUUACGCUAGUAAAUUCUUCGUCAAUCGUAAAUAAAAAAAAAUGUGUACGGCCAAAUAAACACACAUUUGCAAAAAUGCGUUUUAGAAUCCUGACAAAGUUACUUAUUUUUAGAUUUUGUUUUUUUUUUUUAUUACGGAUAUACGGCAUCAGGAUUACACCAACAAUUUUUCGGUUUUAUAGUUGUCUAUCAACGCCAUUUAUUGUGAAUACUUCAACUGCUGGAGGAAAAUUCAAAUAAUUAUGUAAAAAUCAUCAAAAGCCUUUUAUUUUGAAUUUGCCUUUAUCAGUCGAAGCGUUCACCUUAAUGAAGACCGAUUUGUUUUUUUAUUUCACCAAAAAUAAAUGACGUUGUCGUCAUUUUCAACCUUAUAUAACAAUAGCGGAAGGUUAAUGUGCAUAUUCGAUUACUUUUGAAACACACACUUCCCAGUGUAGAUCCUGACCGGACUAGUAAAUAUCUAUUAUAUAAAAUAUGUAUAUUAUAUAAAGUUUGCAGACUUUUUGGUAACUGUAUAUUUUUGUAUAAAUGACUCGUUGCGGUGUAAUGUCGUUAUUUUUGUAUUUUCAAGAAUGAAGGGACUCAGAAAAUCUUACAUAAGUAUUGUUGGUAUAAUAGCUUUUAUAUAUAAUUUAAGUUUUCGGUUUAGCUUGUUAUGUAUGCAUACAUUGCAUAGCUUUUUUCAAUUUUCUUGUAUACGAAGUCGAGAAAGUUUAAGCUAUCAUUGAACAUGGAAAUAGGACUAGAAUGUUACUUAUUUAUAUUUGAUUCUAAAGCAGUUUGUCUGCUUGAUCGAGCAUCUCAUGUUGAUCUGUAGAGUGCCACAAACUGCUGGAUGAAUGAC
Molecule: messenger RNA, 3073 nt
Organism: Helicoverpa zea (corn earworm)
Lineage: Eukaryota; Metazoa; Arthropoda; Insecta; Lepidoptera; Noctuidae
Product: angiopoietin-related protein 4-like
Exons: 8
Coding region: 1-1635 (544 amino acids)
Source: RefSeq, a predicted model, not a curated record